AUGGCCCCGGCCGUUCCCCUGUGCCGGGCGGGGCCGCCCCGGCCCCGGCCCUGGGCGGCCCGGCGCGGUCUCGCCCUCGCCCGGCUCCCGGCGCGCCGGUUGUGGCGCUGCUGGGCGCUCCUGUGGGGCUGGCUGUGGGACGGGCUCGGCCUCGCCGCCCCUUGGCUCCGCCUGGCUCGAGCCCGGCGCCUGCCGGGGCCGGCGGGGGCCGCGGGCGCCGCGGCCGCUGCCGCCUCCUCGGCGGCUUCCCCGGCCAGAGCUCCGCCGCUCGCCAGCCCGGCCGCCGGCAGCGAGCCGCCGCUGCCCGCUGCGGCUGGGGAAGCCCGGCCCGGGCCGCUUGAGGGGCGCUCGGGGGCCGUGCCGGGCCCCGGCCCCAACGCUGACGGCCACGUCUCGCCCGCACCGAAGGCCAAGGAGCCGCUGCACGAGCGCUACCGGCUGCAUUCGCUGCUGGGCAGCGGCGGCUUCGGCCGCGUCUACGCGGGGACCUGCCUGGCGGACGGAGCCCCGGUGAGUGCAGGAGGAGGAGGAGGAGGAGGAGGAGGAGGAGGAGGGCGGGACGGGCGGCGAGCUCAACCCGCCCUUCCCCUUGGCUUGCAGGUGGCCAUCAAAGCCGUGUCCCGGGAUGGCAUCCGGCGCUGGGGCGAGCUGCCUGACGGCACCCGGGCCCCCCUGGAGAUCGUGCUGCUGGACAAGGUGUCCAAUGGCUUCCCUGGUGUCAUCCAGCUGCUGGAGUGGUUCGAGCUCCCCAACGGGUUCCUGUUGGUCAUGGAGCAUCCGGAGCCGUCUCAGGACCUCUCUCGCUUACUGAGGGCGUGGGGGUUCCUGCCGGAGGAGAUGGCGUGGGGGCUGUUCCGCCAGGUGCUGCAGGCCGUGCGGCACUGCACCAGCUGCGGCGUCCUGCACCGGGACAUCAAGCCCCAGAACAUCCUCCUCCACCUGGCCACCGGCGAGGCCAAGCUCCUCGACUUUGGAUGUGGCACCUUCCUUAAGGACACGGUCUACACCCAGUUUGCAGGAACACUGUCAUACAGCCCGCCAGAGUGGAUCUACCUCAAGCGCUACCACGGCGAGGAGGCGACCAUCUGGUCCCUGGGCAUCCUGCUCUACCAGAUGGUCUGCGGGAAGCACCCUUUCCGCAAAGGCCCCAACACCAUCUGGGACCAGCUCCCGUUCCCAGCACUGGUCUCUCCAGGGAGAAUCGAUGGAGAAGUUUGGGCACAGCCCUGA
Molecule: messenger RNA, 1230 nt
Organism: Pseudopipra pipra
Lineage: Eukaryota; Metazoa; Chordata; Aves; Passeriformes; Pipridae
Product: serine/threonine-protein kinase pim-1-like
Exons: 4
Coding region: 1-1230 (409 amino acids)
Biological process (GO): protein autophosphorylation
Cellular component (GO): cytoplasm
Molecular function (GO): ATP binding; protein serine/threonine kinase activity
Source: RefSeq, a predicted model, not a curated record